UUAUGUUUAUGUGGCGUCACAUCCGGUUUUAAAAACAAUGGCGGCCUCCGAGAGAGUAGACGUGUAUGAUUCUGUGAGUGAGAGAAAGGGGAAGAAGAAUAAAAAUACAGAUGACAGUGAUUUGCUGAUGGUGCCAGAUGGGUGGGUGGAGCCUGCUUUCACUAGGGAUGAUAACCCACGUGGCCUGCUGGAGGAGAGCAGCUUCGCCACAUUGUUCCCCAAAUACAGAGAGACUUACCUGAGGGAGUGCUGGCCUCUAGUGCAGAAAGCUCUCAGUGACAUUUUCAUCAAUGCCAGUUUAGAUCUAAUUGAAGGGAGCAUCACAGUCAGCACCACAAAGAAAACCUUCGACCCGUACGCCAUCCUCCGAGCCCGUGACCUCAUCAAACUGCUGUCCCGAAGUGUUCCCUUCGACCAGGCGGUGCGAAUCCUGCAAGACGACAUGGCGUGUGAUAUUAUAAAGAUCGGGACAAUGGUGCGGAACAGAGAACGCUUCGUAAAACGCAGACAGAGGCUCAUCGGACCUAAAGGAUCCACACUGAAGGCUCUGGAGCUGCUUACAAACUGUUAUGUGAUGGUACAAGGGAACACUGUGUCUGCUCUCGGUCCCUACGGUGGUCUAAAGGAGGUGCGUAAGGUGGUGUUGGACACGAUGAAGAACAUUCACCCUAUUUACAACAUAAAGAUGCUGAUGAUAAAGCGUGAGUUAGCGAGUGACCCGGAGCUCCGCUCUCAGAGCUGGGAUCGUUUCCUCCCCAACUUUAAACACAAACACAUCAACAAACGACAACAAACAACAAGGAAGAAGGUCAAGAAGGAGUACACACCAUUCCCCCCGCCUCAACCUGAGAGCAAGGUGGACCGGGAACUCGCUAGUGGGGAAUUUUUCCUGCGUGAGAGAGAAAAGAGGAGAAAGAAGAUGACUGAGAUCAAGGUGAAACAGGCCGAAGUUCUGAGCAGGAAACAAGAAGAGAGAAAGAAAGCGUUCAUUCCUCCAAAAGAGAAAAAAAUCAUCAAAAAGUGCAACAAAGCUCCUGUAAAAGACAAACUGGACAUCGAGGCCAUUAAAGAUAAAGUGAAGAAAGCAAAGAACAAGAAACUGGGAGCUCCUGCAGUGAACCAAAGCACACUGCCUCCUACAGGCCACAGCAAGAAGAACAAGAUGAGGAAAAGCUAAUGAGACUUGCACAUGGACUGUGUGUGUGUGUGUGUCUGUGUGAGUGUAUUUGUAAUAAAGACGAUACUGAAACAG
Molecule: messenger RNA, 1252 nt
Organism: Tachysurus vachellii
Lineage: Eukaryota; Metazoa; Chordata; Actinopteri; Siluriformes; Bagridae
Gene: krr1
Product: KRR1 small subunit processome component homolog
Exons: 10
Coding region: 38-1177 (379 amino acids)
Cellular component (GO): nucleolus; small-subunit processome
Molecular function (GO): RNA binding
Source: RefSeq, a predicted model, not a curated record